This is a messenger RNA of Ilyonectria robusta, 1212 nucleotides long. Its product is annotated as Dip2/Utp12 family-domain-containing protein. Gene Ontology annotation, biological process: maturation of SSU-rRNA from tricistronic rRNA transcript (SSU-rRNA, 5.8S rRNA, LSU-rRNA). The coding region runs from base 1 to 1212 and encodes 403 amino acids. Lineage: Eukaryota; Fungi; Ascomycota; Sordariomycetes; Hypocreales; Nectriaceae. Gene Ontology annotation, cellular component: nucleolus. The record is from RefSeq and is a predicted model, not a curated record. The transcript has a single exon.
AUGUCAACCAAGCGGAAAGCCCCAGCCAAGCUGGCGGCUCCCGUUAUUAGAUCCGCCGCCCGAAUCCCCAACAAGGCCACCAUUGACGAGACCCGCGCCUCCAUCGCCGACACCGACGCCCUGGCGAGCUCUCAGGUCGAGACCAUCGAGAUCUCUUCCGACGCCGACAGCGAUGAUGACAUCUCCGACGCCGACAACAGCGCCGCUGAGGACGAGAACGCACAGGAGCUGACCAAUGGCUCCAAGGAUGCCGCGACCGCCCGCCUAAAAGCUCCCCGGAGCAAGCUCAAUGGCAACGAUGCGCAGUCGCCUGCCAAGCACGACGACGACGCCGAUUCAGACGCCGAGGCUGGCCCAUCCUUUGGCGAGCUCCUGCGCGCUGAGAAUGAGAUCAUCGACGUUCCCUCGCUUAUGAACCCUGUGGAUGCCAACACUGCCGUCUCUCAGCCUACCAGGAAUGCCAUCGUCCCGCCCUCCCACCAGUCCCUCACUACCGUCCUGUCCCAGGCCCUGCGCACCGAUGAUAUUGAUCUCCUCGAGUCCUGCCUGCACACCACCGACCUCCCCACCAUUCGCAACACCAUCGAGCGCCUCGAUAGCAGCCUUGCCGGUCUUCUCCUUACCAAGCUCGCUGCUCGCCUCUACCGACGCCCCGGCCGCGCUGGCAACCUUAUGACUUGGGUCCAGUGGACCCUCGUGGCCCACGGUGGCGCCCUCGCCUCGCAGCCCAAGGUCAUCCACAGCCUCAACGGCCUGCAAAAGGUUCUCGCCGAGCGCGCUAAGGGCCUCAACAGCCUCCUCGCCCUCAAGGGCAAGCUCGACAUGCUCGAGGGCCAGAUGGACCUGCGCCGCAAGAUGUCCCGUGGCCCCGGCCUGUCUCACGGUGCCGACUCAGACGAUUCGGAGGACGACGACGUUAUCUGGGUUGAGGGCGAGGACGACCGCGUCCCCGCCCGGAGGCGCAACCUAGACGGCGACUUCGACGAUGACGAAGAUGACGACGAUGUGCCCAUUACCAACGGCUUCGUCGGCGACUCGGACGACGAGGAGGAUGACUCGGCCGGUGAGGAAGACAACAGCGGUGCGGAGGAGUCUCUCGACGAGGACGAGGUCGACCACGACGAUGUGGACGAGUCCAUGGGCGAGGACGAGGAGAGCGACGUCGAGGCACCGCCUGCCAAGCUGCAGAAGACGGCAGGCAAGCGAAGGUGA